GCCGAUCAUUCAAAAAUGGAGGAUGAGUCCUCUCAGCCAUUAAUUAAUAAUGGCUCUCUGUCUUCCUGUGUGACACACGCUGGAAGGCACCAAGCGGCCAAUAAAGAUGUAGAGGAGAGAAGUGGAAAGCUCCUCCCAGCAGCUCUUCCUGAUCGAGGGCUGAAGAAGUACUUCGUGAGGGAGCAGCCCCCCGCCGACCUGCGGCCGGACGAGCGCGUCUUCCACUGCAGGGUCACCAACGAGAUCUUCAGGGACUACGAUGACUUCUUUGAACGCACCAUUUUGUGUAACAGCCUUGUGUGGAGUUGUGCUGUCACGGGUAAACCGGGACUCACGUAUCAGGAAGCACUAGAAUCAGAAAAGAAAGCAAGGCAUAAUCUCCAGAGUUUUCCAGAGGCACUUAUAGUUCCAGUUUUAUACUUGGCCACCCUUACCCAUCGCUCACGACUUCAUGAAAUCUGUGAUGAAAUCUUUACUUACGUCAAGGAUCGAUAUUUUGUUGGUGAAACAGUGGAAGUAAUUAGGAAUAAUGGCGCAAGAUUGCAGUGCAAGAUUUUGGAAGUCAUACCUCCAACACAUCACAAUGGAAUGGCUAAUGGCCAUAUCAACAGCACUGAUGGAGACACUAUUGUCAUCAGCGAUAGUGAUGAUUCAGAAACACACAGCACAUCUGUGCAAAAUGGGAAGAAAAAAGCCAUAAUUGAUCCCUCCUUAUUCAAGUACAAAGUCCAGCCUAUUAAAAAAGAGCUAUAUGAAUCUGUAAUUGUAAAAGCAUCUCAGUUAAGCAGGAGAAAACAUUUAUUUUCUCGUGAUAGACUUAAACUUUUUUUGAAACAACACUGUGAACAACAUGAUGGAGUCAUUAAAACUAAGGCGACAUCAGUUGCAAAAUACAAGAUAGCAGAACAAACUUUCUCCUACUUUUUUCCUGAUGACCCACCCACAUUUAUCUUCAGUCCUGCAACUAAGCGACGAGGGAGGCCUCCAAAGAGGCCAUCUAUAAGUCAUGAAGACAGGGUGGCUGAUAAACCAAAUACCCAAGGAAAUAGAAGCAAACUAGCAAAAGAAAGGGCCCGGCUUCAGAAACAAAAAGAAGAAAUGCAGGCCAUGGCUUUUGAAAAAGCUAAAUUAAAGAGAGAAAAGGCAAAUGCCAUAGAAGCAAAGAAGAGAGAGAGAGAAGAUAAAGAGAAAAAGAGAGAGGAGCUAAAAAAGAUUGUGGAAGAAGAAAGGAUGAAGAAAAAAGAGGAGAAAGAGAGACUCAAGAUUGAAAAGGAAAAAGAAAGAGAGAAAUUACGUGAAGAAAAACGAAAAUAUGUGGAAUACCUAAAGCUGUGGAGUAAGCCUAGAGAAGAUAUGGAAUGUGAUGAUCUUAAGGAACUUCCAAUUCCAACUCCUGUGAAGACAAGAUUGCCUCAAGAGGUCUUUGGUGAUGCUCUGAUGGUCUUAGAAUUUCUUCAUGCAUUUGGAGAACUCUUUGAUCUUCAAGAUGAGUUUCCUGAAGGAGUCACCCUAGAACUUUUAGAGGAAGCUCUUGUAGGAAAUGACAGUGAAGGCCCACUAUGUGAAUUGCUGUUUUUUUUCCUGACUGCCAUAUUUCAGGCAAUGGCUGAAGAGGAGGAGGAAGUGGCCAAAGAUCAAAUAGCUGAUGCUGAGACCAAAGAUUUAACAGAGGCUUUGGAUGAAGAUGCAGACCCUACAAAAUCUGCACUGUCUGCAGUUGCAACUUUGGCAGCUGCAUGGCCCCAGUUGCAUCAGGGCUGCAAUUUGAAAAACUUGGAUCUUGAUAGCUGCACUCUUUCCGAGAUUCUCAGGCUCCACAUCCUAGCAUCAGGUGCUGAUGUUACAUCGGCCAAUGCAAAAUAUCGUUAUCAAAAACGUGGAGGGUUCGAUGCUACAGAUGAUGCGUGCAUGGAGCUGAGGUUGAAUAAUCCUGGUCUGUUAAAGAAACUCUCAAGUACUUCUGUGUAUGACUUGUCACCAGGUGAAAAGAUAAAGAUUCUUCAUGCCCUUUGUGGAAAACUUUUGACUCUUGUCUCCACUCGAGAUUUCAUUGAGGACUCCGUUGAUAUAUUACGGCAGGCGAAACAGGAGUUCAGAGAGUUAAAGGCAGAACAACAUCGCAAAGAAAGAGAAGCAGCAGCAGCAAGGAUACGCAAGAAGAAGGAAGAAAAAUUAAAAGAACAAGAGCAAAAGAUGAAAGAAAAACAGGAGAAGUUGAAGGAAGAAGAGCAAAGAAAUCCUGCUGUGGAAGUGUCUGUUGGCAUAAACCUCAUUGUACGAGAUGUUGAUCCUAAUGGAUUAUUCAGAAAGAGAAGCCAAAAUGGAUAUAAAGAACUUGCAAGGCAAGAAGAAACUAUAUCUGAAAAGAGUGAACCUCUUACUGCUGAAGAGGAAGAGGCUUUAAAACAGGAGCAGCAAAAGAGAGAGAGAGAACUUCUAGAAAAGAUUCAGAAUGCCACAGCCUGCACCAACAUCACUGCCUUGGGUCGUGAUCGCAUGUACCGACGAUACUGGAUUUUUCCUUCCGUUUCUGGACUGUUUAUAGAAGAGGAUUAUUCUGGUCUUACAGAAGACAUGUUAUUGCCUCGAACAUCUUCCUUUCAGAAUAGUGUACAGUCUUGCACAAAUGAACCUCAGGUAUCCCCUAAAACUGGAGAGUUGAAGUCCUCUGAAUCUACCUCCGCUAUUGACCAAGAUUCAUAUGCCAGUGUUGCCGUUGAGGUGCCAAGGCCAGUAUGUAAGCCAAACCGCUGGUGCUUUUACAGUUCUCGGGAACAACUGGACCAACUCCUAGAGGCUCUCAAUUCCCGAGGACAUAGGGAGAGUGCCUUAAAAGAAACUCUUUUACAAGAGAAAAAUAGACUAUAUGAACAGCUAAACAAAUUUCCUGUGGAAAAAUUACAUAUUCCAGACAAACCUCAAAGUGACAGCAGACCACCUUCAGGGCGGGGAAGAAUACAGAAUACACAUGAUGCACUUCAGAUGUCAGCAGAAAAACAACUUGAACUACGACUUAGAGACUUUCUAUUAGACAUUGAAGACCGAAUCUAUCAAGGAACAUUGGGAGCUAUUAAGGUUACAGACAGGCAGUCUUGGAGAGCAGCCCUAGAAAAUGGGAGGUACGAGCUGCUAAAUGAAGAACAUAAGGAAAAUGGUAUAAUUAAAACUGUGAAUGAAGAUGUUGAAGAAAUGGAAACUGAUGAUCAAGACAAGCUUAUUCUAAAAGACAGAUUUACAGGAUUAAAAGCUGAAGCUCAAAGCACUGCAUCAACAAAUACAAGCACUCCCCAGCCUGUUAAUAAUGUGGUCCAUUGCUUAGCAUCUGCACUGCUUCAAAUAGAGCAAGGCAUUGAGCGUAGGUUUCUUAAAGCACCACUCGAUGCCAGUGAUGGUGGGCGUUCAUAUAAAACAGUUCUGGAUCGCUGGAGGGAAUCUCUUCUUUCUUCUACCAGCCUGUCCCAAGUGUUCCUGCAUCUCUCUACACUGGAUCGGAGCGUCAUCUGGUCUAAAUCCAUCCUAAAUGCUCGCUGCAAGAUGUGCCGAAAGAAGGGUGAUGCAGAAAGCAUGGUGCUAUGUGAUGGCUGUGACCGAGGUUAUCAUACCUACUGUAUCAGGCCCAAGCUCAAGGCCAUUCCUGAAGCAGACUGGUUUUGUCCAGAAUGCCGACCAAAACAGCGCUCUAGACGCCUCUCCUCAAGACAGAGACUGUCUGUGGAAAGUGAUGAAGAUGCUGCAGAACAGUUUGACAAAGAGGAAGAAGAGGCAAGCUAUGAGGAAGUGGGACAGAGUGAAGAUGAGGAUUAUGAGGAAGAGCAAGAAGAUGAUGAUGAUGACGAAUCUCAAGAAGAAGAAGAAAUAAGCCUGUCUAAACAAAGAAGGCCACAAGUCAAGUUUCCAUUAAAAAUGAGGGCAGCCAAACUCAACAACCCCUUCUCGAGUCGGUGUAGCCAGCGCCAGGCUACUGGAAGAUAUGCUUCCCGGAGUCAGCAAAAUACACCUAAACAAACUGCAUCUUCCUCCAGAGCUAGAAGAAGAGGGCUAAGAAAAGUAAAGUCUGCUCCUCCAUCAGUAAUGAAGCCUUCAUUAAGACUUAACAGCCGCACUACUCGUCAGAGUCAAGGAGCUUUACAAGCAGAUGUAUUUGUGGAAUUACUUGGUCCUCGAAGACGACGUAGAGGACGGAAGACAGCUGAUAAUACACCAGAAAAUAGUCCUUCCAGUUCCUUUGGGUUUAGAGUUGUUGAAAGCACAGACUCAAAUGCACGCGUCCAGAAAUCUCUGGUUUCUGCACCAAAACUCUCUCUUCAGGAUAGCGAACCUAAGAGAAGAGGCCGGAAACGGCAGUCUACAGAUUCUUCUCCUCAGACUGCUUUAAACAGGAGGAGUUCAGGGCGUCAGAGUGGAGUCCAUGAAUUGUCAGCUUUUGAACAACUUGUCGUGGAGCUGGUACGACAUGAUGACAGCUGGCCUUUCAUGAAACUGGUUUCCAAAAUCCAGGUACCAGACUACUAUGAUAUCAUCAAAAAACCUAUUGCCUUAAAUAUAAUCCGUGAAAAAGUAAAUAAAUGUGAAUACAAGUUAGCAUCGGAAUUUAUUGAAGAUAUUGAGCUCAUGUUCGCAAACUGCUUUGAAUACAACCCUCGCAACACAAGUGAAGCAAAAGCUGGAACUAGACUUCAGGCUUUCUUCCAUGUUCAGGCUCAAAAGCUUGGACUCCCUGUGACAUCUGGUAAUGCAGACCAUGCUGUUCCAGCUGCAAAGAAGUCACGAAUCUAACCUCUGCCUUCCAAAGGAUGUUUUGAGGGAACCUUAUAUUCAUAAAAACAAAACAUUUAAAUCAUGCAGUCAUCCUAUCUGUAUAAAGCAAUAACAACUGUUUAACCACCUUGAAGUGGGGCCUGCACUAUAUUCUCAAUUUAAUAUUAAGCACUCAGGAGAAUGUAGGAAAGAUUACCUUUGCUACAGUUUUAUUCAGUGUCUAAUAAUUUUGAUAGAUGUACUGGAUACAGUACUGGUUUACAGAGGUUUUGUACAUUUUUAAUACAUUCAUGUGUCCAACUAUAUCUUCCAGAAAUUUUUUUCCUGCAUUGGAUGACCUUGUUUCAUCCUGUAGAUUUUCUAGAAGCUGUGGUAUUGUGAGGGCUUUAUCAACUCAGAUAAAAUCUUCUACUGUAACACAGUUGAAGAAACUGUGUAUAUGUUUAAAACUUGUUUUGAGCAUAGCUUAUCUACACUACACAUGAAUGAGUACAAUUUGCAUAUCCUUCAAAGUACUGUACCAGUGCUGGCUGGAGGUAUUCAGUCUGAGUUUAAGUAGAUAUUUAUUUAGUAUUCAAAGUUAAUUUGUGAAUUUGUUUUGUAUUUAUAAAAUUUGUACCUGGGGAUAAAAAAAAAAAAAAGAGUUCCUUAACUUUUUUUUAUUAUUAUUUUUCUGUGUUUUUGUUAUUCCUAACUUUUUUUUGUCUGAUGAUCAGCUGAUAAUGUAAUACCUUCCCCUUUCUGUGGAGCAGUUCUUCUAGCAACAACUAAUUUACAGGACUGUAUAAUAAAUUUAUAUGACAACUUUCUAAGUGUACAAAUAAAAUGAUACAUUUUUCAGUGUA
Gavialis gangeticus (Gharial) is the source of this 5603-nucleotide messenger RNA. RefSeq names its product bromodomain adjacent to zinc finger domain 1A (gene BAZ1A). NCBI's taxonomy places the organism in Eukaryota, Metazoa, Chordata, Crocodylia, Gavialidae. Gene Ontology annotation, biological process: chromatin remodeling. The record is from RefSeq and is a predicted model, not a curated record. Gene Ontology annotation, molecular function: protein binding.